GUAUCCUAGCCUCUCUCCUUCUCUCUAGCUUCCACAUCGAUCACCAUAGCAGCCAAACCUCCCAAUUGGGUGACAGAGAGAGAAUUGGAGCAAAUUUUGGCUUUGAGGCUCAGAUACCUGUUUCCAGCAGGCACAAAGAGAAACCAGAUCCACUAUGGUUGCAAAACAGUGACUGCCCUGCCAAGAUAUAGAUUGAGUUCUCUAAAUGCCUCAAGAUUUGGUAGCCUGAUAUCAUCAAAACCUCUAUACACAUAGAAUGUCUAUAUUUGUGUGUAUAUAAUCUCAGAUAAAAGGAUGCACUCCACUUAGUCAGAUUUAAUGUUAAUAAAAUGCUAAUUUGUUCUUUUUUGUAUGCACUUGUUUCUUCUUUUCUUGAUAAAUUAUUAUUUUAAAUUGCUUGAAUAAUUUCAACAUAAAGAUAGCACAUGAUGUCAUGUUGAGAACAUGUAAAGAGACUAAAGAGGGUAAAAUCUUUGAAAUUCAUGUUGUAAAAAAGGAUAACUUAGUGCAUAAAACAUCCUGCUAGGUGAGGGUUUCAUGCAAUUGCACAUACAUACACAAGUGAAAACAAUCUAUGCUUUUAUUAGGUUUUAAGAACUUUACUAUCUAGCAUAGUGGAAAUGCUUUUGUUUGUUUGGCUCAUUGAGCAAAUCAUUGCAGGGUACAAACUUAAAAAAACGGAGACUUGUGGUGAACAACAUUGUUAGAUUCACAAAUGUUAGACAGGUAGUGUAGUGACAAUAUGAAGAUACAAAUACUGAUUAUAUAAAUAGCUCAAGAAACAUCAAAUCUUCAAAGUUUGCACACUGACCUUAUUAGUCAUGACUCUUGAAUAUCCUAAGUAGUGAUAUACCAUACUGUAGUAGAAACCAAUCAAGGAGGUGAUUGGACAUUUAAUAGACCAAGUGAUUUACUUUCAUUGAUUGUGGGAGGUUAUAGCCACAUACCCCAAGAUUGUAAUGUUAUUUACUCCAGUGAUACCCCUGAUACGAUUAUGCCUAAUAUACUAGUUGUUGUAACACAUGAUAUUUGUGAACCACCACAAUUAAUGUGCAUGUAUUAGAGACAAGGUGGUCUCUUCCGUCUUUAAAUGUGAAAAUCUUGGACAGAAUAAUUUGUCUGAGUAAGGCGAGAACAAUUCAAAUAAAUGUAUAGAGGACUAUCCAUUAGAUGCAUUUAGGACUAUGAAAAUAGAUGUAGGCAUACUUUAAUAAGAUGGUAUUUUGUAUUCUAUCCUAAUAAAAGGUUUGGCUUAAUUCAUCAUUUUUUACCUUCACUUCAUUUUGACAGAUUUCCAGGAUCAUAAUUUGCCAUACUUUUUUGAAGCAUUAGAGAGGAAUGCAAAAUCACACUUGAACCAAGCACUCAAAAAGGUUCAAUGCAACCAAUUAUAGCUAGGUCGAUCCACAAGAGCGAGACUUUCAUGAAGUCGAUAAAGGUUAUUGAUAUGAAUCGUUUACUACAUUGGGGAUGACAUGUAUGAGACAAUGAUUGAAUUUGCAAGGCAUUUCAUGAAAUAUCUUGCAACUUGAACAACUCGAAUAUGAUAUGGGAACAAAUGACUAAUUUAGUUGGCUCAAUGGGCAAUUACGAUGUCCUUUUAUUUAUGUAAAUAUUAAUUAUUUGAUGAUAUUAAUAUUUUGAAUAAGAAAACAAAAAAAAACAAGAUAGAGAAGUUGCGUUGACGAAAGAGUAAGAAAUAUUUGCACUACCCCAAAAGGAACUGCAUUAAAUGAGUACUCACACAAGCACACAUUUCCCUCCUUUAUAAGCACAUCCCAUCUGCUCUUAAUUGCAUUCCUCAAAAAAGGAACAUAAUAAUGAGUCCUCUUCAGUUUCUCUCUGCCUUUUGUAUAGUCUUCCUUCUUGUUCCUGCAUUUGGCUCUACUAUUCUCUUUCAGGGGUUCAAUUGGGAAUCAAACAAGCAGCAAGGCGGAUGGUACAACUCUCUUAUCAAUCUAGUCCCGGAUUUGGCUUAUGCUGGAAUAACUCAUGUUUGGCUCCCGCCACCCUCCCACUCCGUUUCUACCCAAGGGUACAUGCCCGGAAGGUUAUACGACCUGGAUGCAUCCAAGUAUGGAAAUAAACAACAGCUGCAAGCACUGGUGAAGGCCCUUCACGACCACAACAUCAAAGCGGUGGCGGACAUCGUGAUCAACCACAGAUGCGCCGACUACAAAGACGACCGGGGAAUCUAUUGCAUAUUCGAAGGCGGCACCGCCGACGGCCGCCUCGACUGGGGCCCGUCCCUCAUCUGCAAAAACGACACCCAGUACUCGGACGGCAACGGCAACCCCGACACCGGCAUGGACUUCGCGGCGGCGCCGGACAUCGACCAUGUCAACGAGAGGGUGCAGAGGGAGCUCUCCGAGUGGAUGAAUUGGCUCAAGUCGGAGAUUGGGUUCGACGGGUGGAGGUUCGAUUUCGUCAGGGGAUACGCCGGCUGGGUCACCAAGAUCUACAUGGAGAACACGACGCCGGAAUUCGCCGUCGGCGAGUUCUGGAACUCUAUGGCAUACGGGUCGGACGGGAAGCUGGAGUACAACCAAGACAAUCACCGGAACGAGCUGUCCCGGUGGGUGAAUGACGCCGGCGGAUCUGUGACGGCCUUUGACUUCACCACCAAAGGAAUUCUUCAGGCGGCCGUGGAAGGAGAGCUGUGGAGGCUGAAGGAUUCGAACGGAAAGCCGCCCGGAUUGAUCGGUGUUUUGCCCGGAAAUGCGGUCACUUUUGUGGAUAACCAUGACACCGGAUCUACUCAGCACCUCUGGCCUUUCCCCGGGGACAAAGUCAAGCAGGGAUAUGCUUACAUCCUCACCCACCCUGGCGUUCCAUCUGUGUUUUAUGAUCACUUCUUCGACUGGGGAUUGAAGGAUCAGAUUUCGAAGCUGAUUUCGGUGAGGAACAGGAAUGGGAUAACGGAGAAGAGCAGCGUGGAGAUUUUGGCAGCGGAGGGUGACGUUUAUGUGGGAAAGGUUGACGAGAAAGUGAUAGUGAAGAUAGGGGGAAGGCUUGAUCUUGGCAACUUAAUCCCGUCUAAUUUCAAAGUCGUUGCGUCCGGACAGGACUAUGCCGUGUGGGAGAAAAAUUAAAUGCUGCAUAUAUACUAGUUGUUUGUCCCCACUCAUGUGAAUGAAUAAUUUCCGGGUGCGGUUUUGGACAAUAACCGGCCUAAUCAUCUUGUCUACACCAUUUUAUAUCUUGCUUCUAAUUUCUUUGAGAAUAAAUACACCAUUUUAGAGGGUAUGAUCGGUAAUAAUAGUUUAGUUAUAUCCACCCCACAUUUGGCUGUAUGCAUUUCAUUUAUGAGAUCUAAACAAGUUUAUCCUUAAGUUAUGUUCACAUGCAUGUCUAGCCUUCUUUCUAUUAUCCAAGUAUAUGUUAGUGAUGAAAAUAAUACUAACCAUUUUUA
Messenger RNA from Cuscuta campestris, 3412 nucleotides. NCBI's taxonomy places the organism in Eukaryota, Viridiplantae, Streptophyta, Magnoliopsida, Solanales, Convolvulaceae. The record is from the annotation of a GenBank genome assembly.